AUGGCCAGCAAUCCGUAUGUGAAAUCUGUCCUAUUGCUGGUUGGCGCCGGUGGACUUGGCUACGCACUGAUGCUGCUCACCGAACCCAAUGCGGAAAAGAUAGAACGCAUUAAGGCAUCGGCAAGGGGCCCCCGACAAUUCAACGCUGAUGAUGAGAAGAAAGCGCUCUUCAUGAAAAAGUUGCAGGAGGCUGCGAUAAAUAGUACUCCAAUUUAUCGACAAACACCAACGGCUGCCGAUAAAAAAGAAAACUAGUCUUAAUUUCUGUACAUAAUCUGCUGCAUCGCAUAUGUUAUAUAAAUAUAGGUUUUUUUUGUGACUACAA
This is a messenger RNA of Drosophila grimshawi, 325 nucleotides long. RefSeq lists its product as uncharacterized. Gene Ontology annotation, biological process: mitochondrial respiratory chain complex III assembly. Lineage: Eukaryota; Metazoa; Arthropoda; Insecta; Diptera; Drosophilidae. The coding region runs from base 1 to 255 and encodes 84 amino acids. The transcript has a single exon. The record is from RefSeq and is a predicted model, not a curated record.